AUGACGAGUCGAAAUCAAAUAGGAUCGCAAUCAGUUACGUCGGAUUCUCAACAAACAUCAACUGAUGGACCAACAUUGUUGAAAUGUUUUAAAAAAAAGAAAUUGUUAUGUAUCAUUAAUGUUAUUAUCAUUGUUAUUUUGUUCGUAACUAUUCCAACCGUGAUUAUUAAAACAAACAAAAUAAAACUAUCAACUGUGACAACAGAGAUAACAACUCAACAAUUGACAAUAACAACGGACAAUCCAACAACACGAGUACAAAGCAAGCCAAAAUGUGACAAAUGGAAACAACGUGGAAUUACUGUUGCUGGAGGAAAUAAAUUCGGAUCUCAAUUAAAUCAACUCAAUGCUCCUCAUGGAAUCUAUAUCGAUGAUAGCAAAGCCAUUUUGGUUGCUGAUCUUAUGAAUCAUCGUCUUGUGGAAUGGAAAUAUAAUGCAAAGGAAGGACAAAUCAUUGCAGGUGGAAAUGGAGAAGGAAAUAGCCUGGAUCAACUCAGUUUCCCAAACGACGUAACUGUUGACAAAGAGAAGAAUGCGAUGAUCAUAUGUGAUGCUGGGAACGAAAGAGUGAUGCGAUGGUAUCGUCAAAGUCAAACAAAUCCACAACUUCUCGUUUCUGGUAUUUACUGUGGUGGUGUGGCAAUAGAUAAAGAUGGGUCUAUUUACGUUUCUGAUAACACAAAGUCUGAAGUGAGACGAUGGAAAGAAGGCGACUCAGAUGGAACACUAGUUGCAGGUGGCAAUGGCGGGGGAUAUCUUCGGAAUCAAUUAAAGAGACCUGACAAAAUCUUUGUUGAUAAAGAAUAUUCUGUUUAUGUAGUGGAUUCCAAAAAUCAUCGUGUGAUGAAAUGGAAAAAAGAGGCAAAAGAAGGAAUUGUUGUUGCUGGUGGAAACGACCCUGAAAAUGGGCUCAACGAAUUAAGGCUUCCUUAUGGAUUGGUUAUUGGUAAUUUGGGUUACAUCUUUAUUGCAGAUUCUGAAAACAAUCGAAUAAUGCAAUGGUAUGAAGGAGAUACAAAAGGUUCAAUUGUUGUUGGUGAAAAUGGUGGAGGACAUGAAUCAAAUCAAUUAAAUAUUCCCAGAAGUGUGGAAUUUGAUGUUGAAGGAAAUCUUUAUGUUACUGAUUCUCAGAAUCAAAGAAUUCAAAAAUAUGAACUAUGUACUGAAUAA
Adineta steineri is the source of this 1170-nucleotide messenger RNA. The record is from the annotation of a GenBank genome assembly. Lineage: Eukaryota; Metazoa; Rotifera; Eurotatoria; Adinetida; Adinetidae.